Molecule: messenger RNA, 1393 nt
Organism: Magnolia sinica
Lineage: Eukaryota; Viridiplantae; Streptophyta; Magnoliopsida; Magnoliales; Magnoliaceae
Product: BRI1 kinase inhibitor 1-like
Exons: 1
Coding region: 341-1276 (311 amino acids)
Cellular component (GO): plasma membrane
Molecular function (GO): kinase inhibitor activity
Source: RefSeq, a predicted model, not a curated record
UUUGUUAGUUAGAUCUAUUUUCAAAAAUGAUCUUGACCGUUCAUGUUAGAGGUGAUUGAUCAGAUGGUUAGAAAUCAUCAGAUUGGUUGCAUAUUUGCAUGGUAGCCCAUGAACUAUGUGUCGUCAACUCUACCGGACUGUGUCACUGUGGUGUUGGACUCUGGUUCUCUCUCUCUCUCUCUCUCUCUCUCUCUUCCAAUCUCCUUAUCUCUUCCAAAAGCCUUUCUGAGACCCACAAAACAGAAAAACCAAAAGAAAAGCUAAAAACUCCAACACCCCAAUUAUUCAAAAACCAUUCUCCACAAUCUUCCCCAAACAUACAUCACCUCCUCUUUCAGCCAUGGACUUUCCUUUACUCUCCCAAACCAACAACACCAUCCACACCAAACAAGCACAGGAAGAAGAACAAAACCAAGGCCCACCACCAUCAGUCCAUCAAAAUCCUACCAGUAACAGCUCCCUCCCACCUUCAUCUUCCUCCUCUCCUUCCCACGAAUUCUCCUUCACAAUCUCUCUCCACCCCACAAGCCAAACCACCCCUCCAACUCCAUCUUCACAAACCAAGUCCAACGACAAAGCCCAUCCACCGUCCAUCGCCAUCGACCUCUCCCCGGCUGAUGACAUCUUCUUCCAUGGCCACCUCCUCCCUCUCCACCUCCUCGCCCACCCCUCCAUCUCCCCCAGGAACUCCACUUCCUUGGAGAACCUCAACCUUCCGAUCCGGGACCUCAUCGACGACAUCCACAAAAGGCCCACCAGCACCAACGGCCACAAUUCUACCGCAUCAGCUCAUGAAAGCGGCCGCGAUAAUCAUAAUGCUAAUGCUGCAAAUCCAAGAAGCAAGAACACCAAAUCCUUCUCCUUGUUCAGUCUAGCAAAGUGGCGGAAAGCGUCUGAAAUCAGCGAUAGGAGUGAUGAGAAGAAGAAGGCGAGGUUUGACAUGGGCCGGGCUUUGAGGAGAUAUGUGAGGGCGAUGAGGCCCAUGUUGUAUUUUAGAGGGGGAGAGAAGGAGAAGCAAGAGAUGAGGCGGCAACCAUAUUCGUUCUCGGGGAAUUUGAAUUCGAGGUGGAAGGAGUGGGGAGGGAGGAGAGGGGGAGAGUUCUCGGCGCCUGCAUCGAUGCGGACGUCGCCGACGAAUAGCGGAUUGCUUCUGGCAACGGCAGCGAUUGCUUCUUCGAAUGAUAGUACGAUGGAAGAGCUGCAGAGUGCUAUACAGGCUGCGAUUGCGCAUUGUAAGAAUUCCAUUGCUGUGAAGGAGGAGAAGUGCAAAUGCUAAGAGGAAGGAAAUGGAAGAGUUUUUUUUUUUUUUUUUGUUUUUUUUGAGUGGGUGGAUUUGGAUGUUUAUUGUGUGUAUAGUAUAUGAAAUUGGAAAGGGUUAUGUGAUGUUAUUAUA